AUUCUUUUAAAUUACAGGAACUUGGGCAAUCCAAUAAUUAUUUUAAUUACUGUUAAUAUUUUUGGUAUGUUAUAGCUUAUAAAAUAAUUUUGUGAAAUGUGAGACAACAUUACCAGAUGAUGAAACAUCGUUGAAGUUUUUACCAAUUUUUCUAAAAAUCUGUUUAUCAACAUUGUUCUAUUUGGGUGGAUUAACAAAGGGCAACUAUGUCGAACUUAAGCCGAGGAGAGGGUCGGAAAUCCAAAUUUGUAAGUCUAAAAAGUCCCUGGACGGGUGGUGGCACCAGCAAAAAGCUCGACAGAUUUGCCUCCGUGAGUCAGGGCAAAAAGAAAGAAAAAAGCAAGCAUCAUGGAAAAUCUGCAGCAAUACAAGAAGAAGGUACAGCAAUGCAGAUGAUGCCCGAUACAGUAGCAUCAAACCUUUCUGAACAUGACAUCCUCACACUGUUUGAAAAGAUGUUGGAUGACAUGAACUUGGCAGAAGACCGAAAAGAACCACUUAGAGGCAAAGACAUUAACGUGAAACGAGGAAUGGUCGUUCAGUGGUUAAAUAAAACAUCAAUUGUAAAGGGAGAACAAAGUACAACUCCACAACAAUUCAUACUGAAUUUAAACAACCUAACGUUGAAAGAUGAAGCCGGUACUCUCGGUGGGAAUGAUCGAAGGGAUCUGCUUCGUCUUCUUGAAUCACUCAGAGUGUCUUUGAACAGCAAUCCAUUGAGUUGGGUACAAAAUUUUGGAGCUGAAGGUCUCAAUAUUUUGUUACGGAUUCUCAAUGAUCAAUAUGACAAUAGCAGAGAAACUCAAGUCGAUCAGAAAAUCAAACAUGAAAUUAUUAGAUGUUUGAAAGCAUUUAUGAAUAACAAGUAUGGAAUCAGGGAUAUGUUUGAGAAAGAAAAUGGCAUUGUGACAUUAUGCAGAGCCAUAGACCCACAUAAUAAAUCUAUGAUGGCGGACACAGUAAAACUGGUUGCAGCAGUGUGCUUGCUUGAAGAUGGCCAUGACAAAGUCCUGACUGCCAUUACCGUUUGUCAUGAAAACUCUCUUCUCAAAUAUUCACCGAAUGCCAAUCGAUCGGGACCCGGUACCGCUGUCCUUGCUGCAGGAACAAGCAGAUUCGCUGCUAUUAUAGAAGGUUUGAGAAGCUCUGAACAACUUCCAUUACUCAGUGUCGCGUGCCUUCAACUUGUCAACGUACUCGUAUGCACUCCAGAUGAGUUAGAUUUUAGGUUUCAUCUUCGUAACGAAAUCAUGAGAGCUGGUCUUCUUCAUAUUUUACCUGAUUUAAAAAAGAGUCAAAAUGAAGAACUUCAAAUACAAUUGAGGGUGUUUGAAGAACAUAGGGAUGUUGAUUUUGAUGAUCUCGUCCAUCGAUAUCACGAAAUCAGAUCUGAAUUUGAGGAUAUGUCAGAAAUUUUUGAAGUAUUGAAGGAAUCACUUAUAGGAACAGGCAGUGAACAAUUUCUUCUCUCAAUUCUCCAACAUUUGCUCUGUAUCAGAGAUGAUGAAUGGGUCAAACCCCAAUAUUACAAACUUAUCGAAGAAUGCGUUUCUCAAAUCAUAUUACACAAAAGUGGAAUGGAUCCAGAUUUCGGAUAUCGACAAAGAUUUGAAGUUGAUGUUGAACCACUCAUCGAUAGCCUAAUUGAUAAAGCCAAAGUCGAAGAAAGUGAAUAUAAACUACAACAAUCUCAAAAACAGUUGGAAAGUGAAAUGACUGCAAGACAAGAAGCCGAAACAAAACUUAAUAAGAAAACCAAAGAAAUGUUAGAAAUUGAAGUUAAAUUACGAGAUUACGAAGCCGAAAUAAAAGAUUUGAAAGAGAAGAUCGCAAGUGGUGUUGUUGUUGCUUCUGCUGUUGGCGCCGCCGCAGGAGGCACAGCCGGUAAUAUUCCCCCUCCCCCACCACCCCCACCUGUGCCAGGUGGCGUGAUACCACCACCACCCCCUCCUCCUCCAGGUAUGGGACCUCCACCUCCUCCUCCCCCACCACCACCACCACCUCCUGGUAUGGGAAUUCCGCCCCCACCCCCUCCACCAGGUGCUCCACCUCCUCCGCCCCCACCACCAGGAAUGGGUCCUCCUCCACCACCCCCACCUCCAGGCGGGGCACCUCCCCCUCCAAUGUUCAGUGGACCUGCAAAACCAGCACUUCCAGGCGGCAUGUCUGAAAAGAAGAAGUAUAAACCGGAGACUAUUAUGAAACGUUUGAACUGGAAUAAACUUGCCGUUGCUAAAGUCAAGGACAAUAGUUUUUGGGUGAAAGCGAACGAAGAGCGUUACGAAAGCCCUGAUUUAUUUACAAGGUUAAUGGCAGCUUUCGGACAAAAGAAAAUUGUCAAAAAAGAUGCAACGCAAGCCAAGCCACAGAAAAAAGUUAAAGAGCUGAGAGUCCUCGAUUCCAAAAUGGCGCAAAAUUUAUCUAUUUUCCUGGGCACAUUGAAAAUGCCUUACGAACAAGUAAAAAAUAUGAUAUUAGAAGUUCCUCCAGAGCUAACUGAAUCAAUGGUCAAUAAUUUACUCAAGCAAUUACCAGAACCAGAGGCAUUGACAGCUGCUGCUGAACAGAAGAAACAUUACAAUGAACUUGUAGAAGCAGAACAAUUUCUUGUUGUUAUGAGUGAUGUGAAACGUCUUCAUCCACGUCUUAAUCAUAUAAAAUUCAAAUUACAAUUUGAUGAACUCAUCACUGAUAUAAAACCUCUUAUUGUCACGGCGACAGCAGCUUGUCAAGAUAUCAACAAAAGCAUGAAAUUCCGAAACUUUCUCGAACUCGUUUUAUUCGUGGGAAAUUAUAUGAAUUCUGGAUCAAGAAAUGCACAAACUAUUGCUUUUGAUAUCAGUUAUCUAACUAAGUUGAAAGACACCAAAGAUUCUGAUAACAAAAUCACAAUGUUACAUUUCUUGGCUGGUAUAAUUGAAGAAGGUAAAGAAAAGAAAUAUGCUGAUGUCUACGGAUUUAUUGACGAUUUACAACACACUGAAAAGGCUAGCAGAGUAUCUGAUGAAACGCUUCAGAAAAAUAUGGGACAAUUGAAAAAGAACAUCGAUCUUCUUGACAAGGAUUUGAAAACUUUUGCUUCCAAGAAUAAAAAUGACAAAUUUGUUGAAAUCUUAUCUGCUUUUGCUGACAAGGCUCGCGAAGAAGUUGUAUUAAUGAAAGACAUGUACGAUAACAUGAAGUCAAUAUACGAUGACAUCUGUGCUUAUUUCUGUAUCGAUCAGAAAAAGAAAUCAAUAGAAGAUUUUUUCUCAGAAAUGAAUCAAUUCCGUAUGGAUUAUCAGAAAGCUGUAAAAGACAAUCAGCAUCGUAAAGAAGUUGAAGAAAAACAAAGGAGAGCCAAAAUUGCUAAAGAGAAAGCAGAUAGAGAAAAAGAGGAAAGGAAGAAAAAGAAGAAAACUGGAGUCAUUGAUCUUAAUACCGAUGAUGAUCAAGAGGGUGUUAUGGAUAGUUUAUUAGAAGCUCUCUCAUCUGGAAAAGCUUUUAAAAAGGAAGGAAGAAGGAGAACGCCGAGAGGUGAUAAAGGGGAUAGAAGAGUCUUAGAUCGAUCACGUUCUAGGCGUCAUCUAACCGGCCAAACUUCAAGUACUUCUGUGGUUGUAACUCCUGAAAUCAACUUGGACAGUUUGACUGCUGAUGAUUUGGGAGCUUCCCCUUCAUUAGAAAAUUCAAACAGUGGGCCAAGGCGUAAAAAAUACACGUCUAUGCAGGCUGCUGCAGAAGCAGAUAAAAAAAGAAUGGGCCCUGGUUCCACCAGCUCUGAAGCACUACUCGCCGAAUUACAAAGUUUAUAAAAAUAAAUUAGUUUUAUUUUGUGUUUUUAUCUAGAAUAUUUUUUCUGAAAACUGAACGAAAAUUUUGGGAAAGGGUAAAAGUUUUUAAUCAUACUGCUGUCAAAUAUUGUUCCUUCAUAUUAAAUCUCUGUGAUGUUGGUUUUGUUCAGUGGAGUGUGACUGGUCAGAAUUGUCAAGAUAUGCAAUCACCUAUGUUUAGGGUUCGACAAAAUUGCAUGUUCACCCUUCAAUCAAGCUGCUUUGAUUAUCCUUGUAUCAGGAGUAAACGCAAAUUAUUUAUAUUGCGUGAAUAGUUCUUAGACAUAGGGUUCAGUUUUGCUAUUGUCAGUCUCUAUACAAUUACCCAUGUGCCCCUUUUUUUUCAAAGUUUAAUUUUCAAAGACAUAUUUAGUUGAAAUUAUUAUUGGAAUUUUUAUAAAAUAUUAUUGACUUUAAUUUUUUUCCAUCGCUGUCACAGCUGCCUUUGAAUGCCAGCCAAUCACAAAAAUUGAUCUCCUAUACAAAUCUAUUUUACUUAUUCUAUUCUGUAUCAAGUGUCUUUUUGCUAUAGUCCAUUCUACUUUUUCAAGCAUAGUGUUGUGUUCUGGAAAAAUUCGUAUCUUCCAUUCAUUUAUAACCAAGAGAAGAGUAAUUGAAAAAACUAUAUUUUAUGUUUCUCUAUAUCAACAUUUUUAUAAAUCAGUCAUUUUGAUUCUUUCCAAAUGCUUGACAUAACAUUCUGAAGCUCCUAAACUUUUCAAGUUUUUUAUGCAAAUUUUCUCGAAUUAGGGUUAGACCAAAAUUGGAGCCAAAGGACACGCAAAAAUUUACAUAUUAGGUCCAUUCCUGCUUUUACUUGAUUCCAAGGUUACAUGCAAUCAGUCGAUUUAAUCCUCUUCUCUAUCGUGGAGUCAUACUCAUUACAUUGACUUCUGUUUCAGAGAACCUCAAGUAACGUUUUUCUGCUGAGGAUUUGUAUCUGAUCAGGUCCCACUUCACUGCAUUUUCAUUAUUUAAAAAAUUUGCAUACCCGUAACAAUUUUAUUACUGUUUUUUUUUCGAAGUUGUUAUUCCUAUUAAACUUAUUUUAUUGAGAUCUGCAUGAUAAUCUGUUUUAAGACUUUAAUUUUAUUCAUACUAUUGCCUUUUGUUUCGUCAAUUUCAAUAACCAUUCUAAUUGAUCACCUGAACCCAUAUUAUUAACACGUCAGUAGCUUUUGAUUAGAUAUUAAGGAUUUUACUAUUGUUAGCUUCAGUCAAAUUCAAAAUGAUUUUGAAUGGUUUGAUUUACUGGGCUUGCACUUCAUCCAGUGUUGCUAAAUAUAUCGCCAUUGCACAUCUAUUACUAGAAUCUACUUUUCGAAUAAAUUGCAGCUUAAAUCGAUAUUA
Styela clava is the source of this 5162-nucleotide messenger RNA. Its product is annotated as protein diaphanous homolog 2-like. Gene Ontology annotation, molecular function: actin binding; small GTPase binding. The record is from RefSeq and is a predicted model, not a curated record. Lineage: Eukaryota; Metazoa; Chordata; Ascidiacea; Stolidobranchia; Styelidae. Gene Ontology annotation, biological process: actin filament polymerization; actin cytoskeleton organization. Gene Ontology annotation, cellular component: actin filament.